This is a messenger RNA of Rhinocladiella mackenziei CBS 650.93, 1758 nucleotides long. RefSeq lists its product as uncharacterized. The record is from RefSeq and is a predicted model, not a curated record. Bases 1 to 1758 code for a protein of 585 amino acids. The transcript is spliced from 4 exons. NCBI's taxonomy places the organism in Eukaryota, Fungi, Ascomycota, Eurotiomycetes, Chaetothyriales, Herpotrichiellaceae.
AUGCGUUCGCUCAUUGGACCCAUCACUGCCUUCCAUCUGGCGGCACUGCCCUGCCUAACGGCUGCCCAGUCAAGCCCGAACUGCCCAAUCCUUGGGCCCGUCUUUCCACCUCCCAGCACCCUCCUGAAUGAUUCCGCUGCUAUUUCAGAAACCCUCGCCCAGUUCAGCUCCACAAUGCGAGAGUUAGACCGUAACAGGACCUUGGCAGAGUUCAAUACGACUUUCUACUUCCAAGUCUUUUCGGCGUCUGACAAACUCUUUAACUACAGCUACGCCCCGCCGCCAAUGGCCGACUUCUUGACUUCAGGGACCCUCGACGACAACACCGUCUUCCGGAUUGGCAGCGUGUCGAAGCUCAUCACGGUCUAUACCCUUCUCGCUGAAGCUGGUAUGGAGCACAUGCAUGACCCGGUAACCAAGUGGGUGCCGGAACUUGCGGCUAUGGCCGGAUCAUAUGGAGAGAGCACGUCUCAAAAGGUCCGGUGGAAUGAGGUCACCAUUGGACAACUAGCUGGACAACUAGCUGGUGUCAAGCGAGACCUCGGGCUCGGUGAUCUUUCUACUGCAUUCGACGCCCUCGGGGAAGAUGUGGAACAAUACGGCCUGCCCGUGCUACAGGACGAUGAGAAACCAAAUUGUGGAGUGUCCAAUUUGGGCCUCCCACCCUGCUCUCGUAGAGAGUUCUUCAAAGGUAUCAGCUCGUUCCGUCCAGUUGCUCCCACCUCUCAUACUCCGAUCUACUCCAACAUCGCGUACCAGAUCCUCGCCUACGCCGUCGAGGGGAUGACGAACCGGACGUUCAAAGACUCACUUCAGUCCUCGAUACUAGACCCUCUGGGGUUGAAGCGGACGUCUCUGGAAGCACCUCCAAAGAAAGACAACGUCGUUAUUCCAGAGGGUGAAGACCUGUCGUGGUGGAGCGUUACAACAGGAGGUGCCAGUCCUUACGGAGGUAUGUUUUCCACAGCCUCCGACCUUACAAUCCUAGGCCAAUCCAUCCUCAACUCCACACUCCUCUCCGGCGCCACAACCCGGGCCUGGCUCAAGCCGGUAACCCACACCUCCGACCUCCAAAUGUCGGUCGGCGUCCCCUGGGAGAUCCGGCGCAUGCUCCUCCCUCUCUCACCAGACUCCAAUAACACCCGCGUCGUCGACCUUUAUACCAAAAACGGCAUUCUAGGAAUGUACAGCUCCAUCUUGGCCCUGUCACCAGACCACGGCCUCGGAUUCGUCGUCAUGCUUGCCGGGGCAUCGGCCGGGCGCCUGAACCUCUACGUGACCCUUCCGGAGCUAAUUGCUCAAACAAUGGUCCCUGCCUUUGAAGAGGCAGCGCGAGAGCAAGCUGCCAAGAAAUUUGCCGGACUGUAUGAGAGCUCUGGAGUCACGUUGACGUUGGGCGUCGAUGAGGGAUUGCCGGGUUUGGUGGUUCGCAACUGGACGAAGAGAGAUGUGGAUGUACUGCAGGCGUAUGGACAGUUCAUGUGGCCAGAGCAGAAUGUGACGCCCGGAUUGAGAUUAUAUCCGACGGGUAUCGAAAAAGGAGGCAAAGUGUCCUUCAGAGGAGUGUAUGAGCUCGAGGGUAGUUCCACAACUAACCGUGGUCCAUUCGUCGGAGGAUGUAUGUCCUGGGGCGGAAUUGACACACCCACGUACGGGAGCAUUGGGUUUGACGAUUUCGAGUUCGUUUUAGACGACAGCGGAAAGACCGUUGGCAUCACGCUGAGGGUGUUUAGGGAAACUCUGAGAAAAGUUCAGUAG